AUGAAUGGUACAUCAGUACAACAAUUGGCUGAAAACUGUACACGGUGCAUGUCAAAAAGGAAGCAUGAAUUGUCACCUGAUGAUAGGAUUUUGGAGCUGGAUCAAAAAAUGGCUUUGACCUUACUUCCGGUCGUCGUAUAUGUGACAAUUUUAAUGAUACUAGGAAUUGUGGGUAAUCUUGUCGUGUGUUACAUUUAUUUCUUCAGAUGGAAGAAGAAAACCGUUAAAUAUUUUAUUGGAUUCUUAGCAGCAUACGACUUGAUAACUUCAGUCACUUGCAUGCCCAUUGAAAUAGCAAUGCUUCAAAAUCCAAUUACUCUAGAUGACCCAUAUCUCUGUAGUUUCCAAAGAUUUUCUCGUUCAAUGACAUCAUUGGGAGCCGGAUUAAUGUUAGUCGUCAUUGCAGUGGACCGAUAUAUGAAAAUUUGCAGAUAUGCAAGAAGUCAUAUUCAAAUUCCAUUAGCAAUGAAAUUAUGUGUAUCGACAGCAGUAGUUGCGUUACUAUUUUCUUGGCCAUGUCUAAUCAUAUUUGGACAGUUCAAUAGAAGUGAAUGGCCCAUUGCAGAGACAUCAUGUACCAUCGACAGAGAAUAUCGAGAUACGCUUUAUCCGACAGUGUACUAUGGCAUGGUUUCUGUCCUCUUUUUGAUAGUAUCACUGUGUCUUCUCACAUUAUACUCAUUUGUUUUGAUCAAAUUGUGUAAAUUUUCAGCUACAGGAAGAGGAAAGAAAACAAACAAAUUUAUCAACGAGAAAAAUAGUAAUAAUACAUCAUCUUCUCCAGAAAUUCUGCACGAUGACUCCACCAAUCUCAACACAAACAAUCUAAAUAGUUCGGAACACAAUCUUUCAACUGUUAAUCCUAAAUCUGCAAAAUCCACCAUUUUAAAUGAAAAUAAGUUAAUAGUUUCUGCACAUAAGCGACCUUCCAUUCAAAUACGAAUGAAAAGAACAACUUUAAUGCUGUUGUUAAUUACACUCAUACAGUGGACGAGUUACUUCCCUUACUUUGGUUUACUUUUUGGUAGGACACUAAACAAGGAUUUCGUACGAAAUAUGUCAGAAGAUGCGCAGAUACUCUAUAACAUAGGGGUGAGAUCCCAUUUCCUCAGUAGUGGAGUCAAUCCCUUUAUGUAUGGAUUUUUCAGUCAAGACUUUCGUAAAGAGCUUCAAAACGCUUUUCGGUCAAUGAAGAUUAAAAUAGUGAAUUAG
Molecule: messenger RNA, 1212 nt
Organism: Saccostrea echinata
Lineage: Eukaryota; Metazoa; Mollusca; Bivalvia; Ostreida; Ostreidae
Product: alpha-2 adrenergic receptor-like
Exons: 1
Coding region: 1-1212 (403 amino acids)
Biological process (GO): neuropeptide signaling pathway
Cellular component (GO): membrane
Molecular function (GO): G protein-coupled peptide receptor activity
Source: RefSeq, a predicted model, not a curated record